Aspergillus luchuensis is the source of this 420-nucleotide messenger RNA. RefSeq lists its product as uncharacterized. The record is from RefSeq and is a predicted model, not a curated record. The transcript has a single exon. The coding region runs from base 1 to 420 and encodes 139 amino acids. Lineage: Eukaryota; Fungi; Ascomycota; Eurotiomycetes; Eurotiales; Aspergillaceae.
AUGUCCAAUACGGAAGAAAAGCAAAAUGUCCUGUCUGUUGGCUCUGGACCACAAGUCAACAUCCUCUACUCAUCCCCUGUUUUCGCAGUACUCGAUCCAGAAACCAUCAAGACAAUGGCGAACCCCAGUAAUACCAUAUUUGGCUGGGGCGGCGUAAAGAUAGUGAAGAUAUCUCCCGAAGUUGUGGUCAAAUUUGGCUCUCAUGUCACAUUACACGAGGCUAAAAGCAUGGUGUUUGUUGAUCAGAAUACAGAAACUGUCCCAGUGCCCAAGAUUCUUGCUUAUUACUCUUAUGGUCCAAUAGAUCGAGAUGUUGAUGACUAUGGGAGCUAUUAUGAUAACUAUAUAUUCAUGAGUUAUGUGGAGGGUCAGAGGCUGGAUAAGGUCUGGGAUACUUAUGAUAGUGUGACAAAAAGUUGA